This is a messenger RNA of Effrenium voratum, 897 nucleotides long. The record is from the annotation of a GenBank genome assembly. NCBI's taxonomy places the organism in Eukaryota, Dinophyceae, Suessiales, Symbiodiniaceae.
CUGGCUCAGGGCACCUUUGCGAAUCCCAAACAACUCCUCCGCUCCCAGUCGCGUUUUCGAGAUGGCGCGCGGAAUCAUCAAGCACCUGAAGCGCAUGUAUGCGCCCAAGCACUGGAUGCUCGACAAGCUGCGAGGGCGAUGGGCGCCCAAGCCCAACGCGGGUCCUCACAAGCUCCGGGAGUGCCUUCCCUUGAUCGUGAUGCUGCGCCAGCGCCUGAAGUACGCCUUGACGUACCGCGAGGUGAAGAUGAUCGUAAUGCAGCGCCUGAUCAAGGUGGAUGGCAAGGUGCGCACCGACAUGUUCUACCCUGCCGGCUUCAUGGACGUUGUCCAGAUCGAGAAGACCAAGGAGAACUUCCGGCUGCUGUACAACACUAAGGGCCGCUUCAAGCUCCAUAAGGUCACCAAGGAGGAGGGCAACUACAAGCUCUGCCGCGUGAAGAAGGUGACGCGAGGCCUGCGGGGCGUGCCGUACGCGGUGACCCACGACGGCCGCACCUUGCGGUACCCGGAUCCGGACGUCAAGGCGCACGACACCGUGCGGUUGGACCUGGAGACUGGCAAGGUGUUGGCGCACGUGAAGUUCGAGCCCGGCAACGUGGUCACGAUCAGCGGAGGAAACAACAUUGGCCGUGUGGGUGUCAUCACGCACCGUGAGAAGCACCCGGGCUCUUUCGAGAUGGUCCAUGUCAAGGACGCCGCUGGCCACAGCUUCAACACGCGGCUGGAGAACGUCUUCGUGAUCGGCGAGGGGAACAAACCAUGGAUUUCCCUGCCCAAGGGCAACGGCAUCAAGCUGAGCAUUGUGGAGGAUCGGGCGCUGAGGAUGCAGCGGAAGUAGACUGCGAGCCGCGGAUGUUUCUGGCGUUGGAAUUGCAAAGCCCUUGAAGGAAAAAA